UUUUAAUACUCGGAACUAAUGCGUUUAUAUCUCCAUCAGAGAUUGUACUGCUUGUGAUAAUGAGGCAUAUGUUGUAAACAAACAUUCUGCCAUAUGGGUGUAUUGCAAUGGAACGUUUAAUCGACUUUUCAGGUUCCUGUGGCUCUCGACCUAGUAUACGCAUCGUUGGUGGCACAGAAGCGGCCAUAAACAGCUGGCCAUGGCAAGUGAUGUUGUUGACCAGUUCCGACAGGCAAUUCUGUGGAGGUUCACUGAUUGAUCCAUCCUGGGUUUUGACAGCAGCACACUGUGUCAAAAGUUCAUCACCUUCAAGGCUUAAAGUGAGAUUGGGAGCUCAUUACAGAGAAAGUGGCUCUGUCGGUACAGAGCAGGACAUUAACGUGGCACAAAUCAUUUCGCAUGAAAACUACCAAACGCCAAUGACCUUCAGCAACGAUAUAGCUCUGCUCAAGCUUUCCAAACCUGCCUCUCUCGGCCGGGGUGUUGGGCUGGUCUGUUUGUCAAACCCAAGUAACACUCUUCCAAUCGAUAACCCAAACAAGAAGUGCUAUAUAACAGGAUGGGGAACUUUGUCAUCUGGUGGCAGUCAACCCAAUGUACUUAUGCAAGCAACUGUGCCGUUGGUGUCAAAAUCACGCUGCUUAAAAGCCUAUCCGAACAAAAUAGAUGACACUAUGUUGUGUGCAGGUCUAGACCAAGGGGGAAUUGAUGCUUGCCAGGGCGACAGUGGCGGACCACUGGUCUGUGAGUUUAAAGGAAAAUGGUUUCUAGAGGGAGCCACUAGUUGGGGGUAUGGAUGUGCUAGACCAAAUAAGUACGGUGUCUACGCCAGCGUUAAAUUUCUGAGGACUUGGGUGCUUAGCAAAACAGGUUCUAUCAUACCACCCUCGCCAUCUCCACCAGCGACCACACCACCACGGAGCCCACCACCACUGACCCCACCGCUACCAGGUUAGCUAUUACUGUUAUUAUUUCUUAUUUAAUCAAUUGGAAGCCUAUCAACCUACUGAUUAUUUUAAGGCAAUAUCGCUUAGUUGAUCAAUAUAUAUUUCUGCGAUUAUCUUCAGUUCUUACUUACUGGCUAGUUUUGCCCUUCCUAAGUCUCAAUUUUCAAGCGAUGAAGGAAGAACAACUGUUUACAGAAAUGUGCGGAAAAUGCACAACAACCAAAUACAGAAAAAUGUAAGAAUAAGUAGCUUCGGUUUGAAGAAAAAUAAAU
Orbicella faveolata is the source of this 1219-nucleotide messenger RNA. RefSeq lists its product as uncharacterized. Gene Ontology annotation, biological process: proteolysis. Lineage: Eukaryota; Metazoa; Cnidaria; Anthozoa; Scleractinia; Merulinidae. Gene Ontology annotation, cellular component: membrane. Gene Ontology annotation, molecular function: serine-type endopeptidase activity. The record is from RefSeq and is a predicted model, not a curated record.